CAGUCACUGACGUUAUUACGAAAUUUCUUACUCAUCCCUUAUCGAUAACAGCGACGCACGCAAAGCGUUGAAUUGGUACUCAUCGGUUAUUUGUCAUACUCAUACAUAAGGGAGUUAGCGCGAGAAUAUGGCUACUCCUUUUCGCAGGAGUUUCGUUCUGUCUGGUGAAAAUCUGGAAGAUCUAUGUGAUCACUUUAAUACUAUAAACAAAGAUGGCAGUGGUUAUUUGGAUGUUAGUGAGCUGAAACAAGCAUUAGAAAUUGUUGGAUUCAAAAUCCCUCAAUGGCAAGUUCGUCAAAUGAUUGAUGAUAUGGAAAGAGGUCGUCCUAUUAAUAAAAAAGGACAGCUAUCCUUUGAUGAAUUUCAAAAGAUUUAUAGUGAACUAAAGUCAAAAGAAGUUACUAAUGUUUUCAAAACUGCUGUCACAAAAAGGGAAAAUUUAGAAACUUUAGGUGGCAUGUCUGAAGCAUCUAGUGAAGGCACAACUCAUUCUGUGAGGCAUGAAGAGCAAGUAGCAUUUUCUGAUUGGAUAAAUACGAAUUUAGGAAAUGACCCUGAUUUAAAACAUCUUUUGCCAAUUGAUGGUGACGGUAAAACACUGUAUGAUAAAGUAAAAGACGGGAUUCUUUUAUGCAAGAUUAUUAAUCAUUCCUGCCCAGAUACUAUUGAUGAACGUGCUAUUAAUAAAAAAAAUUUGACUGUAUACACUAAACAUGAGAAUUUAACCUUGGCUUUAAAUUCUUCUCAAGCCAUUGGGUGCAAUGUUAUAAAUAUUGAUGCGCACGACUUAGCAAAAGGGAAACCACAUUUAGUUCUUGGUCUUCUAUGGCAAAUAAUUAGGAUUGGGCUGUUUAAUCAGAUAACAUUGGAACACUGUCCAGGUUUAGUGCAGUUGGUUAACAGAGGUGAAGAAAUGUCUGACCUAAUGAAAUUAUCUCCCGAGAAUAUUCUUUUAAGAUGGGUGAAUUAUCAUUUGGAAAAGUCUGGAUCAAAACGUCGUAUAUCAAAUUUCACCACUGACAUCAAGGACUCUGAAAUAUACAGUUAUCUCUUGAAGCAAAUAGCACCAUCAGAUUCUGGUGUUACUUUAGAAGCAUUAAUGAAAACUGAUAUGCUGGAACGAGCUGAAAUUAUGCUGAAGCAGGCGGAUAAAAUCGGAUGUAGGAGUUUCUUAACUCCAAAUGAUGUCGUUGAUGGAAUUUACAAACUGAAUGUGGCUUUUGUUGCAAAUCUCUUCAAUAACCAUCCUGCUCUGGAUCAACCUGAUGAACCAUUCGAAAUGGUGAACUUAGAAGAAACUAGAGAAGAAAAAACAUAUCGAAACUGGAUGAACAGUAUGGGUGUUUCGCCAUAUGUUAACUGGCUAUAUAGUGAUCUAGCUGAUGGACUUAUAAUAUUCCAGCUAUAUGAUAUCAUAAAACCUGGAAUAGUUGACUGGAACCGUGUGCACAGAGUCUUUAGCAAACUGAAAGCAUUCAUGGAGAAAUUGGAAAAUUGCAACUAUUCUGUUCAACUUGGCAAAGAGUUAAAAUUUUCACUCGUUGGAAUUGCAGGGCAUGAUAUAUCUGAAGGGAAUCCAACACUCACUCUUGCACUGGUGUGGCAGUUGAUGAGAGCUUAUACUCUGACUAUUUUAACACAGCUAGCAAAUACUGGUCAUCCUGUUGUUGAAAAAGAAAUAGUUGAAUGGGUCAACAAUAAACUCAAGGAAGCAGGCAAAGAAACUAGUAUCAAGAGUUUCCAGGAUCAGUCUAUUUCAACAGCAUUGCCAAUUAUUGAUUUAAUAGAUGCUAUUCAGCCUGGGUCCAUAAAUUACAGUCAAGUUUUAACAAGUAAUACACAAGAGGAUAAAAUGGCUAAUGCUAAAUAUGCUAUUUCAAUGGCCAGAAAAAUUGGUGCUAGAAUUUAUGCAUUGCCAGAGGAUAUAACUGAAGUGAAACAAAAAAUGGUUAUGACUGUGUUUGCAUGCCUUAUGGCAAGAGACUACAUCCCUAACAUGGGUGCUAAGAGUAUUACUGAACAAUAAAAUACCAGAUUAAGUGCUACAUAUUUUUAGAAAAUUUGUAUAUGAAAUUUUUAAAUACAUUCUUAUAGAAUUGUUUAUAUUAAGUGUAAUUGUUUUAUUGAUAUAGAAGUGAAGCAUGCCUGCCAUUUAACACUCAAAAUAAGAAGCCCAUAAUUUUCCCAUGUUUUGUAAUGAGAAAGUUUUGGUGUACUUAAUUUUUUAAUACAUGUACUUCAAAAUAUACUGCUUGUUAUACUAUAUAUUAUCUAGUAUAUUUUUAUUAACUGUUGCUGUAUUUGUUAUUAACAGACGUAUUUUUUAAUAUAUUACUCAGUACUACAAAUACUGUGUAUUAAAAUAUUAAUGUAUUUAAUGCAUUCUUAAUGUAUUACUCAUAAAGGAUAAAUAUGACCUCGAUUAUCUGAAAUUUAAGGGCUUUCUAUUUUUAGUGAAACAACUUUUUUCAACUUAUAUGUGCUGUCACUUCCUGUCAAUUUUUUAAAAUUUGCAUUUAUAUAAGACUAAUUUAGAUGCUUUAAAGGUGCUAUCUUAGUCAGAUAGUUCUUAUUUUGUAUAUUUGCUUAAUGUUUAUGCUGUACAUAUGUUUUUCAUAUUUAGUUUUUAAAAUUUUUACACAAUUUUGCAUUCCAUAUUUCUAAGACUUAAAAGUGGUAUAUAUAUAUAUAUAGUUCUUUUGUAUUUUAAAUUUCCAUAUUGUGGAACUUUAUGGUCAGUUCUGUAUAAAGUUUUUGUGAAAUUUCAGAAUAAUAUGUUUGUAACAUUUAUGAUCUUGUUUGUUAAUAAACUUUUCUUUGUGUA
Molecule: messenger RNA, 2824 nt
Organism: Stegodyphus dumicola
Lineage: Eukaryota; Metazoa; Arthropoda; Arachnida; Araneae; Eresidae
Gene: Fim
Product: plastin-2 fimbrin
Biological process (GO): actin filament network formation; actin filament bundle assembly
Cellular component (GO): actin filament; cytoplasm; actin filament bundle
Molecular function (GO): actin filament binding; calcium ion binding
Source: RefSeq, a predicted model, not a curated record